AUAUUCAACAACAACAACACCAACAAUUACGCAAGAAAGAGAAGUCGGCCUACUGCUGGACCUGGCUAAAUUAGGGACUUCAGACUUCAAUCGGUUUCGAGACGAAAAUCAUAAGACAUCUACUAUUAAUAAGGAAAUCAGCGGAAUUCUCGUCAUAAAAUUUGUGAAUCCUUUUCUGGUAGUAAUUGGAGGAUCUUUUCCAUGCGUACAGACAGAUAAUCCAGCGUAGCCCGUCUGAGUUUGAUAGUUUCUGAGCCGCGGCUGCUAUCGCCUUAUCGGGGUGGAUCGGGCGGAACGCGAUGGCCUGUAUCGCUGGCAGUGGACGUGAGGUUGAAGAGAAGAAGGCCCAAAAUGAGAUGAUACCUCCCUCUCCAAAUAAUUUUACAGAUGAUCAUGAUGGUGGAGGAGGCAAGCAGGCCAAUGAAUAUCUGUUAAAGACUUUGGAUGCUUUGGAAGUUCGUGUUGAGAAAAUGAGGGAGACGGCCAGAUCAAUUGAUGAUGAAAAGACUCGUUUGUUGGACUCUCUAAACACAAUGAUGCAGAGCGAGGCUAUUGAUCAUCUCUCAGAAGCGGAGCGCGAGGAGCUUGGACUUUACAUCGACCGUCUUAUCACUCGCUGCUUGACAGUCGACAUCAACAUCCAGACAAUCCGGACACCUGCCCAGGAGGAAUCCCUAUUGAAGGUCAAAGGUUAUCUGCGUGAUCUCAUCGACACUUUACAAUCUAACCUGGAGCAGAGUAGCCAACGGGUCAAGCUCUAUCUGAACAGUUGCCUUGGUGGGACCGAGCUGGGGCCUGUUGAUGAGAGGUUCCAGGGCGCCCUCUUAGGUUGUGCUGCCGAGGACCAGAAAAUGAUCAGGAAGAAAUUGCAGGAGAUCAAAGACUCCUUAAGUGAGACUAAUGCCUUUAUAUCAAGGCUUCAAGCUCUUAAAUUAGAUUUAUAAUGCAAGGCUAUGCUAAAUAUUUCAUUUCUUUAAUCUGUUACCUACUGGAAGAACUGGAAGAAGCCCUUUGGAAUCACACAAGUUAAUAGUGAUUGUUGAUUUUUUACUUUCAAUGCUCAUAAUUCUGCGGUUCUUUUCAUUAAUGUGUGAGACUACAUGUAUUUUAACAUAAAUGACAUCCUUGAGGAAUAAAAUCUUAACAUAAUGAAUUAUCCCAAUGUGUAUAAUGUUCAAGCCUUUCAGAGUAAACUGUUUAUUGUUUUGUUUGUUAUUCAUGGCAAUAUAAACAUCAAACCAUUCCUUUUAGUAGAGUUUAAGUAAAUAUGUUAUUUUAACAACUCAGGUUUGCCAAAUGAGAAAUUGUGUUAUAAAUGCAGAAUAUUAUAUAAAAUCAGGAAUAUAUAUCUGGAUAACAGUACUUGUCCCUUUUCCCACUUCUUAACAGUACUGUUUUAAUACAAAGGGGAUGAAAUGUUUUUAAAUGUUUUGACCCAUCAUUAGUAGGCUAGCUAUUAAAGCCAACCCAAGACCUUUUAAUUCCCGAAACUAGGAAGUGGUGUUGAUAUCAUUAAGCUGAUUUCUGAUAAUCCAGUAAUUAAUCUUGAUUGUACAAAUCAUUUGAUUGUUUACAAUCAUGGCAGGGCAUCAAGUGACAAAAAGGGUAAUUGGUCCCAGGCCUAAUACUGUAUUGGUAACAUUUGAUCUCCCCCCCCCCCCCCCCAUUCCUGGCGAGAACUUUGCAGAAUCCAGCUACUCAAUGUAUGAGAGAAUGAUUAGCUGAGCAUUAAUGCUGAUGUCAGCAAAUUGUCAUCUUUUUUCCAUAAAGGGCAAAAAACAAAAACAAACAUCUUUAUGAGGAGAUACUUUAAAAUUACAGAAUAUGUAGGACCACAACUUUCCAUGAUAAAUAUUACAAUCAAAUGAGAAUAGCAAAUAUGUCUUUAUGUUCUCUUCGUGCCUGUGCAGUACGCAUUAUAUAAUUUGUUGUGUAUUUACAUCUUUGAGAUAUUGAAUAUUUGCUCUGAAGUUGAACAUGUACCUCUGAACUAACUUGCGAAUAAUAUGGUUGCUUACAUGUUUGCAGUGAUUUUUAUUUUUAGGCUUAUAUGGGUUUUUUUCUUUUUACAUUUUCAGAUUAACUAAAUAAUGGAUUCAUUAAUAUUUGAUAAUUUAUAAGAACAUUUAAAGGGGAAGUUCAUCGUCAUGAUAUUUUUUAAUGAAAAUGUACAAAUUAAAGGAAUUAGUGAAUGAUGGUUUCAAAUAAAGAGAGUUUUUUUUUUUUUAUUAUGAAGAACUUUCUCUUUAUUGAUGAUAAUCAUAAUGCAAAAAAAAUGUUUUUAGCUUUUAUUCUCACAUUUCAUCCUGUGUUUCUUUGCUUUCUGGUCCUGUUAGACCAUUCAUAUUUUUUGAACUAGAGGAAAUUCAUUCCAUUACAAUGCAUGUUGUCAUUUAUCUCUCAUUCCCACCCAGCCCUGUAGCAUACCGGUACACUGUACAUUAUUAAUUGCAUGUCUGUGGACAACUGUGUACAGAAGCUUACAAUCAAAUUUUGGGAUAUAGAUUACAUGUACAUGUAUAUACAAGGUGGGCUCAGUAUUACUAUCCCAUGUUGGCUUCGAGAUGGACACAGAUCAUUCUCAUAUUCAUAUUGUAGAUAUUAAGCAUACAUAUAUGUAGCAUUUCCCAAGAUAAUAAUACAGUACCUGGUAAGCAUUUACUGUAUACAGCGCCAUCCACUGGCGUUUAUCCAUGAUGUCAUACCUUCAAGGGAGGGGGGGGGGUUGAAACAAUUAUAAAGAUAAUCUCCCCCCCUCGAAUAAUAGAUUUAUUUCCAAUUCGUCCAAUUGCCAAUUCGUCUACUAUCAUUUGGUCUACCAUCAGUUCGUCCACUCACCACAUGGUCUACUUUCAUUUAGUCUAAUAACCAGUUGGUCCAAUAUCCAUUUUAUUAUAGUCCAUAUACCAUUUGGUCUACUUAAAUUAAAGUGUUAAAUGCAAAAUGAAUGAAAAGAAAAUGGGUAUUAGACCAACUGGUUAUUAGACGAAAUGGUAAUAGACAAACUGGGUAUUAGAUGAAGUGUUGAUUGGACCAAAUGGUUAUUAGACCAAAUGGUUGUUAGAUGAAUGUUGAUAGACAUAAUGACAUUAGACUUAAUGAAGGUAGACCAUGUGGUGAGUGGACGAGUUGGCAGUAGACGAAUUGGCAAUUUACCGAAAAAUAGGUUCACUGCUUGGAUUUAUGCCAAAGGUGUCUUCAAUAGAGAAAUAAUCUGUUCCAUGGCACUUUACCCCAGUUUUAGGUUGAGUUAGGGUGUCAUCAAUAGAGAAAUAAUCUGUUCUAUGGCACUUUACCCCAGUUUUAGGGUGAGUUAGGGCGUCAUCAAUAGAUAAAUAAUCUGUUCCAUGGCACUUUACCUCAGUUUUAAGUUGAGUUAGGGGGUAAUCUAUGAAAAUCAAACCAAACUCCAAUCCUAAUUUCUUGUAUCAUACCGCACCGGUAAUCCUUUCUUUGCCAAUUGCCUUAAAAAUUGCAGCUUUUUACUUUUUUUGAUGAGGGCAAAGUAUUUUGAAGUAUAGUUCAUUUAUUUUAGAUAUGAUGUCAAAACUAAUCAAGCUGUUUGGUUGGUAACUUGUGAAAUUAAAGUAAGCAUAAUUAUUGUCAGAAAAAUCAAUAUAAAGUAAUCAUCUAGGAUAAGCCCCUUUGUAUUAAAAAAAAAAAGAAAGAUGUUGUAAAAUAGACAUUUCUGAGAAGUAUGUGCAUGUAUGUUAAACAGAAAGUUUGCUUUGAAAAUACCAAUACCCCUAUGUAAUUCAUCGUUUUCUUUGUAAACUUUCAUGGAGUGCAAUAUUUAUCUGACUCUUAUCUGUUUUACUCUUUUUUUUUAUGCCAAAAAUUUCAUGCAUCCUACUGUAUUAUUCAUUGUACAAAAGUGCUACUUUGUACAUUCGCAAAUUAAAUUAUUUGAUUGCUUUUCA
Molecule: messenger RNA, 3920 nt
Organism: Lytechinus pictus (painted urchin)
Lineage: Eukaryota; Metazoa; Echinodermata; Echinoidea; Temnopleuroida; Toxopneustidae
Product: BAG family molecular chaperone regulator 2-like
Exons: 2
Coding region: 300-944 (214 amino acids)
Biological process (GO): protein stabilization
Molecular function (GO): protein-folding chaperone binding; adenyl-nucleotide exchange factor activity
Source: RefSeq, a predicted model, not a curated record